GCUUGACUCGAGCAUUCAUUUAUUUUCUCUACCAGAGGCUAACAAUAUCUGGUCUUGACGUGCGAAAGCCCCAGAUAUGGUCUUUGGUGACCUGUGUCUAUUCAAACCAGCACAAUGACCGCAGAUGUCCAGCGCGCAACGGCGCAAAUCCUAUCAAGCAGGAGUGACCGCGAUCCCAGCUACGACGAGUUCUCGUUCAUCCCUUUUCUCCGCAAAAGCUUUGGCUUCGGCCUCGCCAGCGAUGUCCCGGUGUGCAAGGCGUACAGUGAAGGCCACUGCCCCCUGGGGCCUGCGUGUCCUGAUCGACACCCCACACCGUCGCGCGUGACGACGUCGACCACCACCGCGUCGGGCCUGGCGCCCUCGACCACGCACGGCUCGCUGGUCUGCAAACACUUUCUGAAAGGGCUGUGCAAGAAAGGGAUGAAAUGCGAGUAUCUGCACGAAUACAACCUGCGCCGUAUGCCGGAGUGCCAGUCGUUCUCGCGGUCCGGCUACUGCCCCAACGGCGACGACUGUCUCUACCAACAUGUCCGGGAACAAGCCCGACUACCCCCGUGCGAAAACUACGACCGAGGGUUCUGCGAGCUGGGGCCCUUGUGUUCGAAACGGCAUGUCCGCCGGCGGAUCUGCGGGUUCUACCUGGCUGGCUUUUGCCCGGACGGCAAGGCUUGCCCGGACGCACAUCCUCGCUGGACAGAGAAUCUCCCCAAACCUACGAUGAGGGUGGAGAAGACGGAGGAGGAGCUGGAGCGAGAAAAGGCCCUAAUUCUGGAGGAACAGGAGAAGGAGAAGGAACGGGAGCGGGAGUGGAGGAGCGAGCGCGGCCGGGGAGGUGGGUUCAUGCGCGGGAGAUAUCGUGGUCGUGGCAGAGCAUGACCUUCUUUUUCUUCUUCUUCUUCUUCUUCUUCUUCUUUCUUUUUGUUGGUAUUGUCUUGGGAUGUUCCCCUCUCUUCCCCCCGUCUCGUCCUCCGACAGGGACCUACCUACUAUAUACGGAAGUGCAUUAGCGUCAAGGUGCAUCGUU
This is a messenger RNA of Penicilliopsis zonata CBS 506.65, 1027 nucleotides long. RefSeq lists its product as hypothetical. The transcript has a single exon. The coding region runs from base 115 to 879 and encodes 254 amino acids. The record is from RefSeq and is a predicted model, not a curated record. Gene Ontology annotation, molecular function: metal ion binding; RNA binding. Lineage: Eukaryota; Fungi; Ascomycota; Eurotiomycetes; Eurotiales; Aspergillaceae.